Messenger RNA from Alternaria viburni, 780 nucleotides. RefSeq lists its product as uncharacterized. Lineage: Eukaryota; Fungi; Ascomycota; Dothideomycetes; Pleosporales; Pleosporaceae. The transcript is spliced from 2 exons. Bases 1 to 780 code for a protein of 259 amino acids. The record is from RefSeq and is a predicted model, not a curated record.
AUGCCCACAAGUGAGGACUGCCUUACCUUGAACAUCUGGUCGAAGCCAAGCAUUAAGUCUGCUAAGGCGAAGAAACCUGUCUAUGUUUUCUUUCAUGGAGGACGCUUCGCUGGUGGCUAUACCAACACGCCCUUUGCCAAUGGCCAAUACCUCGCAAACAACGAGGACAUAGUCGUCGUUUCGGUCAACUACCGCCUCAAUGUCUUCGGCUUUCCUGGUGCCCCUGAUGCAGACACCAACCUAGGAUUGCGGGACCAACGUCUCGCAGUGGAAUGGCUGCAGAAGAAUGUUGCAGCAUUUGGCGGAGACGCGAAGAAAAUCGUCAUCUCUGGCCAAUCUUCUGGCGGUGCAGCUGUGGACUGGUGGUCCUAUGCGUACAAGGAGAACCCUAUGGUCCACGGUCUCAUGUCCACAUCAGGUAACGUGUUCAGCUUCCCCAUGAACACACCAGAAAAGCAACGAUCCAACUGGUUCGACAUCGUCAAUCUAGUAGGUUGCGGUUCAUCAAACGAAACGCUGUCUUGCAUGCGCCGUCAACCCUGGGAAGUCCUCUCAAAAGCCGUAACAAAGAUCCCUCCCAGCCCAGGCGGCAGUCCGGUCCGUUCAACACCGCCAUUCUACCCCCUGGUCGACAACGAAACCAUCUUUUCCGACUACCUCUCCCGCUCAGCAGCCGGCGACUUCGCUAAACUGCCUUAUUUCCACGGCCACAACGACCACGAACAAGGCUACUACGUCAUCCCAGCUUUUGCACAAGGUCGAAACGUGACGGAGGCGUAG